Messenger RNA from Suillus subalutaceus, 1617 nucleotides. RefSeq lists its product as uncharacterized. The transcript has 13 exons. Lineage: Eukaryota; Fungi; Basidiomycota; Agaricomycetes; Boletales; Suillaceae. Bases 1 to 1617 code for a protein of 538 amino acids. Gene Ontology annotation, biological process: chromatin remodeling. Gene Ontology annotation, molecular function: protein binding; histone methyltransferase activity. The record is from RefSeq and is a predicted model, not a curated record.
AUGGUGGCAGUGACCUCUUACUCUGAAGACGGAACUUCAAGAUCAACUUCCACAAUAUCUCUUCAAGUAAUACAUGCCGAGCUUCUUGAGCCACACAAAUCCUAUGAGUAUUGUACUCCCAUCUCAAGGAAUAUCUUUAGGGGAGACGAUGACGAUAUGAUGCCAUUCAUCCCAUACGCGGAUGAUCCAACCUUCGACCACGUAGAUCAUACCUUGUGUUAUGGCUCCUUUGCGUGGCAGGUUGAUUAUGAUCCAGAUUUAGAAGUUAUUUCUUUAGAGGCAGCCUAUCGCCUCCAUACGGUUCACAGUCUACUGUAUGAGGAUAUAGAUAGCACGGGAGUCCUUCCCUUCAAGCUUUUCUCAAUUCCAGGAAAACCUGGACUGUUUACCCUGAGUCGUCGUCGUGACCUACUCAAAUGGAACGGGACCACCAUCCCUUGUUCUUACAGCUUUCCUUCUUCAUUGCUGGCUCACAGUAUUAUUCAACAUCGGCUUGAGCGCAUCCAUGCAUUGUUUUGUCCUAACCUCAACUGUAUCGAGCCUCUGUGCCCUGUUCAUGUUGAAAUGAACCCCGUGCCGCCACCGCGUAAGCAAAGUAUCCGGCUGUCAGAGCUACUGAAACGUGUAGAACACCCCUGCGAAGCUGGCUGCUUCUUGCAGAGCAAGACAGUCGAGGUACUCCCUUGCUGGAGUGAAGACGAUAUCAAUUCGUUUAAGAGCAUCUUAGAUAUCGAGCCAGAUAUGAUACCUUGUGACCAUGCUGAAUUAUGCUUUAAGCCUUGCCACGAGGUCCUUUAUUAUCGCAGAUCACUAUAUCCAGAUUUCGAUGAACUUCAAACUGAGCGUCCGAAUGGGGAACACAAGGGGAAGUCGCGAUCUCUGGAAUUUCGAGAUAUUGACCCGCUCAAGAUCACACCGAACGAACCUUGUCAUCACUCUGGGCCAUGUCAUGGUUCAUCUGACUGUUUAUGUUUUAAGAACAAGGCUCAUUGCCAGCGGAACUGCCGUUGCCCCGCCAAAUGCGCUCGGAGAUGGAAAGGUUGUCGCUGUGCAAUGGCACGCGACGGAAUGAGCUGUGUGAAGGUCAAGCGAUGUUCUUGCGUCGAAGCUCGACGCGAGUGUGAUCCAGAGCUUUGUGUAAAAUGCGGAUUUGAAGACCCGGAAAGGAGUACCUGCGGGAACUCCCAGAUUCAACAAGGCCACUUCAAGAAACUGGAGGUCAAGGAAAGUUGUUGGGGUGUAGGUGUAUUCCUCCUUGAGCCAGCCAAGCAGGGCGAAAUGAUCGUGGAGUAUGUCGGGGAGCUUAUCUACGAAAUGACAUUUGACAGCCGCGGAGAGGUCGCAGACCAUCUUGGACGAAGUUAUGUCUUUGGUCUCAACAAAACGCUAUCCCUGGAUAGUUCGCGUGCAGGCAACGCGUCGAGGUUCAUCAACCAUUCAGGCGCUAGUGAUGCCAGUAGCGAAACGCAGUGUAAUUGUCACGCUUUUGCGCGACUUGUGAAUGGGGAACAUCGUAUAGGAAUAUUUGCGAUUAUGGACAUUGACCCUGGAACUGAGAUCCUCAUUGAUUAUGGCCCAGCGUUCUUCACGGAGCAAAAGAAUGCAGAGGCCAUGUAA